AUGUGUUGUUUUCAUUGCACAUGGGAUGCCCACCAAGGGGUACACGUAUGAGUGUAUGCAUGUUGUGUUCGUGUGUGUAUUCAUGUUACACCCACACAAACAAAGACAACAAUACGUCAGAAGCAACCACACAUAUGUCUGUGCUGCCUGUGCCACGGAAGCAUUGGGGCUGCCGACAGACAGGAGCUGCACAGCUGCUGAGAGUGACAGAGAAAGAGAUUGCUUAGGUAAAAAACCGGCCACGCGCACGAGUAGCAUGCAUUCGCGCAUCGGACAGGCAGACAGACAGACAUCGCUGCACAUUAGUUUGGCUGAUUCUAACUCCUUCUCACACACACACACACACAGACAAAACAACGACACACGGAGCCGCGCCGUGCGCUGCACAUGUGCCUGUGCCUGUGUGUCUGCCUGUGUGUGCGUGUGUCACCACCACCCAGCAAUUUCCCUCCCUCCGGCCUCCCAUAGCCCCAUGAAUGAUGCACUCCAUCCAUCCAUCCAUCCAUCCAGGCACUCGCGAAUCCACGCAAAGAUGAAUUGUAGUCGGCCUUUCUGCUAUGAGUAUAAGAGAGAGAGAGAGAGAAGGGGUCGCUAUGUCGAAAAAAAAGGGCAAGAGCCGUUGUGUCUCGCUGGCUCGCUGCGUGACAUCUGUCUACGAUGCCAUCAUGUCUGUGUGUACUCUGUGCGUGUAGGGAUGGGGGUCUUUAGGGGGCAGGGAGCACGUGUCCUCAUGUCGAGGUCGUUGGCCUCAAGGUCGUUGGCCUGGAGAGACUUCUGGGCAUACCACACAUAGUGGGAGCGAUGCAGCUGUGUGGGUGUGUAUGGGGGGGGAGAGGGAUAUGUGUGUGUGUGUGCCUACUGUAGUCGUGCAUCGAUCUGUCCCAGCGAGUUCAAGAAUUCUUUCUUCUCGUUGCGAUCGGCCGGCAGCGGGGCUCCGCGGGCAGCCUACCAGACAGAGACACACACACGCAGAGAGGGGGAGGGGGGGAGCUAGAAUGCAUUUGUGUGUGUGGGGGCGUGUGUGGGGGGGUGAGGAUGUACCCUGGUCUGGUUCUGCUUGAACUGAAUCAACUCGUUCCGUGUGAUGUCAUCCAGCUUGGGCAGCGGGGGCUCCAAAUUCAACGCGUUGAUGCCCUGCGCCACCGACACACACACACACACACACACGUCUCUCUGCUCUGUGUGGGUGCAGAGAGAGAGAGAGAGAGAGAGAGCGAAAGAGACAGAGAGGGCCAGGGAUGGGUACCUUCAUGAGUCCGGUGCCGAUGGGUGCUCUGUUGGGGCUUGCCACCAGCAUACCACGGGCCUUGCGGUAGCUCCCUGAUGACACACACACACACAUACACACACAGACACACACACACACACACACAUACACACACAGACACACACACACACACAUAGGUAAGGCGUACACGUACACAGUGACAGUGACAGUCGCGUGUGUCGUGAUCACCUGCAGGCCCGACAUUCCCCGUCGCCACCCUGGCCCACCUCCAAGGCAUCACCCGCGCGCAGCGGCCCACCCCAGCAUCUAAAAUCUGACACAAACACACAGAACCGCUUCUGAUGCGGCUCACCGUUCCUUUGAAUAAAUUGGCGUGCGUACUUGUUGGGCGCAGCACUCGAUGUGGUGCACAGCAUACCGAUUCGGAGCCCGGUCACUCUCACCCAGAGACUGCUCCGUCAGAGGGUCCCUUCCGUGGUCGCGGAUGUGCCGGAGGAUGGCCGACAGCUCGUAGGUGUGCCCUGCGUUGGUGAGAAGCAACGGGUGAGAGGAAAUGAGCUACCUGCAUUGUGGUCAGCUUCAAGAUGCGUACAGUACCUGAGGGUGUGUUGACAGGAGUGCGCGGAACGGCCAAUGUGAUGGGACACCGCGACACGGAGGCCGGAAACUCAUGGUCAGGAACUGCACGGACCCAAUUGCAAACAAAUAGCCCAUCCAUCCCGCCCCUUGCUGUUGGUCACUCACCCCUUCACUCACCUUUAUCGAGUACUUCUCUGAUGAGAGCAGCAUCCACACUCCGGAAACGCAUUCUCCCAGAGGGUGCAGGGCGGAGAGCUGGAGGGUGGGGAGCGAGAGGGUGUGCGGCAGCGCCGGCCGCGGCGGGAGGCUGAGGAGCUCCUGCGGCAUGAGCAGCACCCGCAGGACGCUGAGCCUCGCGCAGCCAUUGAAACAGAUGUUCACAGGAAAUAAAGCAGAUCAUCAAGCAGACGAUCAGGCACCAGAGAACACCCAGGGAGAACCACCAGAGAAGCCCCUCCGGUCCGUCGGGAGGGGUCCU
Vitrella brassicaformis is the source of this 2285-nucleotide messenger RNA. The record is from the annotation of a GenBank genome assembly. NCBI's taxonomy places the organism in Eukaryota, Vitrellaceae.